Messenger RNA from Arabidopsis arenosa, 1364 nucleotides. The record is from the annotation of a GenBank genome assembly. Lineage: Eukaryota; Viridiplantae; Streptophyta; Magnoliopsida; Brassicales; Brassicaceae.
UGGUUUCGAGUUUGGGUUGUGCAAACAUGGCGACGAGCUCUCAUCUUCUUCCUCAGGCAUUGCAUAUGAUGCCGAGAAUCCCUACUUUCUCGUCAAAGAAUUUAGGGGUUUCUUCAAUUCUGCCACGAGCAUCAUCAAUCAACUCAAGAUUAUCAGUUUCUAAGAAUCAUUCUAGCUCCAAUUUUGGUUUCGCCAUCGAUUCCAAGAAGAGAAGAGAGUUUAUCGCUAAAGCUGAAGAGAGUACUGAAGGUGAAACUGAGGCAGUUGUGGAGAAUGUUGUUGAAACUGAAGGAGAAGGAGAAGGAGAAGCCAAUGUGGCGGAGGAGGAAGCUAAACCUCCGAGGAAGACGAGAGUCAAGCUCGGAGAUAUCAUGGGGCUACUGAACAAGAAAGCUGUUGAGGUUGCAGAGAAAGUAAGACCGGUUCCUGGACUUAGGACAGGGGAUAUUGUAGAAAUCAAGCUGGAAGUUCCUGAGAACAAACGUAGGCUAUCUAUCUACAAAGGUAUUGUGAUGUCUAGACAAAAUGCAGGCAUCCACACUACUAUUCGUAUCCGGAGGAUUAUUGCAGGCAUUGGUGUUGAAAUCGUCUUUCCUAUAUACUCUCCCAACAUCAAGGAGAUAAAAGUGAUGACUGGCGUUGGCGAGAAUCAGCUUAUCUCCAUUCAACCUGAUGAGCUCAAAUUUCUCUUUGAACUCGAGAAACAAAGCUACUGUGAUCUUAAAGUUGCCAAUAAAACAGAGCACUAUGUUGCUUUCAAGGUGAAAACAACAUCUCCAAAGAAGUAUUUUGUAAGACCUAACACUGGUGUCAUUCAGCCAUGGGACUCUUGCAUCAUUAGAGUUACUCUACAAGCGCAACGGGAGUAUCCUCCAGAUAUGCAGUGCAAAGACAAAUUUCUUCUGCAAAGUACCAUUGUACCUCCACACACUGAUGUGGAUGAACUUCCACAAGACACUUUCACCAAGGACAGUGGAAAGACAUUAACAGAAUGUAAGCUCAAAGUCUCUUAUAUUUCCCCGUCUACAACCCAAAGAUCCUCUGAAUCCGGAGCAACAAAUGGUGAUGGACAAAGCUCGGAAACCAUCUCUACUAUACAGCGGCUGAAGGAAGAGCGAGAUGCAGCCGUUAAGCAAACACAACAGCUGCAACAUGAAUUGGAAACGGUGAGGAGGCGGAGAAACCAGAGGAACAGCGGAAAUGGGCUAUCCUUGAAGUUGGCAGCUAUGGUUGGACUCAUCGGACUCAUCAUCGGUUUCAUCCUAAAACUCACCUUAGCUUCUCCCACAUAACAACUCUUGAGCUUCUCCGCAUCGCCUACCAUCUCAGUAUAUGUAACUGCGGAAUCAAAACAGAUUCAUAUA